AUGGUGCACAUUACCGGCACGCAAACCUUGCGGUCUGAGGCGUCUGCCGUGCACAGUUGCCACAGCUACUGGACGACGCAUCGCCGCGGCGAGCUGUGGCAGCGGCUGGACAAGACCGUGUUUGCCCCCGAGGCGCCCCUCACCGUGCACGACAUGGUCAUGGGCACGGCCGUCAAGUAGGCCAACUACGUCGCGCUCGGCUCCCAGCGCAGGACCGGCUGGCACCUGCGCCACGUGGAGGAGUGCCGGCGCGCGGCCAAGGCCUUCCUCAAGCUAGGCCUGCAGUGCUUCCACAGCGUGGCGAUUGUGGGCUUCAACUCGGAGGAGUGGGUCAUUGCCAGCAUUGGCGCCAUCACGGCGGGAGGCUUCGCCGCCAGCAUCCUGUCCACCAACCCGAAGGCCUGCCAGGUCAUCGCCGGGAGCUCGAAGGUGGGAGCUUUUGUGGUGGACAGCGCCCGGCGACUGCGGAAGGUCGUCCAGGGCGACCCGGGCUGCAGCCCCCGCCCGGGCUGCGCGGGCCCCUGGGAGCCCAGCGGCCGCCUCUCCGCGUGGCGAGGGCUCCUGGGGCUGGCCGCGGGCAUCUCGGACGACAGGCCGGACCGGGUCGUCGACUCCCAGCGGCCCAACCAGUGCUGCACCCUGGUCCGCAGCCCGGGGGCGGCGGGGCCCCCCGAGAUCGUCACGCUCAGCCACGACACGUGGGCGGCCCCGGCCCAGAGCCUGCGUUUUCGGAGCCCCCCGGAGGGCCAGGAGGUGCGGCUGAGCUACCUUCCGCUCAGCCACACCGGGGCCCGGCUCCUCGACGUGUGGGGCGCCAUCUUCCUGGGCUCCCUGGUGGAGGUCCGGCCCACCUCCCUCUGCGGCGUCCCCCGGAUCUGGGACCCCACGCUGGACCUGCUCCAGGCCGGGCGCCUGGACUCCAGCGCCUUCCGGCGGAGGAUCGCCAAGUGGGCCCUGGCCGUGGGGCUGUUCGGUCCGUGCCCCCUCUGCCUCCGCCUGGCCAAGAAGCUGACCUUCAAGGGCUCCAGGAAGGGCCUGGGCCUGGGGCGCUGCCCCCAGUUCUUCAGCGCGGACCUGAGGCUGCCCAGGGCCACCCUGGGCUUCUUCCUCAGCCUCAACAUGCCCAUCUCUGGGAUCCACGGCCUGUCCGAGGCCUGCAGCCAGACGGACCGACAGGUCUGGGCCCGCCCCCUCCGGCCCACCUUGCCAUGCUCAGAGGGUCGCUUCGGCGGCUGGCGCCUUGUUGGUGACACUUGGCCUCUCAGCUGCGGGGAGGGGCUCCUGGGCACCCACACCAAGGACGAGGACGAGGCGGGCGUGGGGACCGUCUGCUUCUGGGGCCGGAACGUCUUCAUGGGCUCCCUCGGCGACAAGGCGGCCACCCGCCAGACGACCGACACGCACGGCUGGGUGCCCACGGGGGACCUGGGUUUCCUGAACGCCAACAACUUCCUCUACGUCGUGGGCAACGUCAAGGCCCCAGUGAGGACGUGCAUCCCCAUGGUGCGCUGUGCCGUGCUGUACCUGUGCGCCCUGCUCACACUCAAGCGCCAGAUCAGCUCGGAGACGGGAGAGCCCCGGGGCGCGCUGACCAGCGAGGCCGUGGCCUUCUGCCGCAGGCUCGACAGCCGGACGUCGUGCGGCCGCGACCCCGCCGUCCUGGGGUCCAUUGGGCGGGGCAUCGAGGCCCCCUCGGACGGCACCAGGAUCGUCAGGUGGACCGUCCUGCACACGGACUUCUCGGUGGCCGGCGGGGCCGCCCGCUGCCCGGCACACACGCCGACGUUCCGGGACGGGGGCGCCGGAGCCCAGAGCAGCUGGAUCUGCUCGGACACAGGCCAGGUCGGGAGCAAAGCCGGCGGGGACGCGGCCACUCCGGGUUUGCACUGGGGCGAGCGGCUCAGCACGGCGCGCCCCGGAGCCUCUCCGGCCCAGCUGCUGGGCAGCCAGGGCGAGGAGGCAGCAGCUGGGAAUGCUGGCGGCCAGCGCGUCCGUCGCGGGGGCGAGGAGCCAGCCCUGGAGGACAGCGGUGAGGCCUUCCGGCCAGAGGAGGUAACAGAAACGGGCCGCUGCUUCCGGGGGCUUUGCCGACAGCAGGAAGGGCCGGGAGCCACCGCCGAGGCUGCGCAGGCCACCGCGUGGGCCCCGGAGAGCCUCUGGGCAAACGGCAGCCCGGCGACUGCCCGCGGCCUCUGCCCACAGAAGGCGGACUGGCGGCGCCAUCCCCGCGCCCACGCGGGGCACUGGGGCCUGUCCACGUCCAUCUUCAGCGGAAGCGCGGGCGCCCACUUUGGAUUCGAAGACUUGCUCAACAACGCGGAGGAAGAGGAUCCUAUGGAGGAGGUGCGCCCAGAGGCCCGGCCGGCGCCGGCCGAGCAGACGCCCGGCCGCCCGGCGUAG
Molecule: messenger RNA, 2400 nt
Organism: Lepus europaeus (European hare)
Lineage: Eukaryota; Metazoa; Chordata; Mammalia; Lagomorpha; Leporidae
Product: long-chain-fatty-acid--CoA ligase ACSBG2-like
Cellular component (GO): endoplasmic reticulum; membrane
Molecular function (GO): long-chain fatty acid-CoA ligase activity
Source: RefSeq, a predicted model, not a curated record